Messenger RNA from Penicillium olsonii, 1920 nucleotides. The record is from the annotation of a GenBank genome assembly. Lineage: Eukaryota; Fungi; Ascomycota; Eurotiomycetes; Eurotiales; Aspergillaceae.
AUGUCUUUCGCCCUGGGUGCUCGUCACAUCCAGAACAUGAGCGCGGCCACCGCCAUCGAGCCUCACUGGGGAUAUGCCGACCGCGCCGUGCCGUGUACCAACGAUGCAGGUUCAUGUGCCUACCUGGAUGAUGUAUAUGCCUCGCACGACCGAGGCAUGCUAUACUCUGGCAUCCUAUGGUGUGUCAUUGGCGCCAUUCUGCUACUCUGGGUGGUGCUCAACCAGUCAGAUGCCCCCAUGAUAUCGCCCAUGCCCGUGAAGCCAGCGGGACUGGCGCGAGCGCGCCGGGCCGUGAUAGCGCUCACCCGGAAGCACCUCCUCCCCGAUGCGGCGCGGCUGAUAUUCGGUCGCACCACCCGCCUUCAGGUCCUCACGCUCGCCCUGCUGGUGGGAUACCUCCUCAUCUUCAGCUUUGUCGGGAUCGUCUAUCACACCUGGGUAACGCCGGUCUCAGACAUGCCGGGGGUGUAUAAUACGCGCGACAGCAUUGGGCCCUGGUCGGAUCGGGUGGGAACUCUCGCCUACGCGCUGACGCCGCUUUCGGUCCUGCUGAGCAGUCGGGAGUCCUUCCUUUCCGUCAUCACAGGUCUUCCAUAUCAGAGCUUCAACUUCCUCCACCGUUGGCUGGGUUAUAUCAUCUUUGUCCAGAGUUCUUUGCACACCAUUGGCUGGUGUGUAGUGGAGCUUCGUCUAUAUCAACCCCAGCCCACGGUAGGUUUGGAGUGGGUCACGCAGACCUACAUUGUCUGGGGCAUCGUGGCCAUGAUCCUCCUGCUGCUGCUCUUUGCGCUGAGCACUCCGUGGGGGAUCCGGCUGACAGGCUACGAGACCUUCCGCAAACUGCACUACGUGCUGGCCAUGGUCUACAUUGGCGCGUGUUGGGCGCACUGGAAAGCACUCAAGUGCUUUAUGUGGCCGUCUUUGAUCUUUUGGUUCCUGGACCGCGGCGCACGGCUGAUUCGCACCGCGUUCCUGCAUUAUCAUCCCGACCCAACAGAGGCUGGCCUCGGGUUCAAACCGGCCGCGGCGAAUAUUAACCGCUUCCCAGACCCUGAGCAUGGCGACGUUUUGCGCCUGGAUCUGGAAAAUAAUCAAGAUCCAUGGGCUGUCGGCCAGCACUACUACCUCUGCUUCCCCAAAUCCAGCGUCUGGCAGUCCCACCCCUUCACGCCGCUCAAUCUCCCGGUCGUGAAGAACGGCACUGUGCAACACUCCUAUCUUCUGCGAGCCAAGGGGGGCGAGACCAAGAAGAUUGCCGCCCUGGCGGCCGAAUCCUUAUCGAUGCCGGUGAUCAUGACUGGCGCGUAUGGCGAAUCGAUCGCGACGCACCUCACACCCUCCACCAACAUUCUUUGCAUUGCCGGUGGAACCGGCAUCACCUACGUUCUCCCGGUUCUCCUUGAUCUAGCCCGCCAGGCUCCCUCUCCAGACCGCAAGGUGGAGCUGAUCUGGGCCAUCCGUCAUACCGCCAAUACGGAGUGGAUUGAGGCCGAACUGGAUCUUUUGCAGAAGGCCCGCAAUGCUCUCAAUCUGGAAAUUCGCAUUUUCGCCACCCGCGACGCGACUAGCAAAACGCCAUCCGAAACUUCGACUGAAAAUUGCAACUUGACGGUCCCCAAGAUGGAAGAGAAAGUGAAAGUCGAGUCGGAUGCCUCAUGCUGUGGCUGUGACAAGCCCGCUUCUGUGGAGCGUCUCGGUGGAUCGGAAGACUGUUCUCGACAUCCUGAUCUGCCUCAGUUGGUCCGUUCAUUUGUCGCAGACACCGUUCGCGGGCCGACCAGUGUUUUUGCCAGUGGACCUGGGGGUAUGAUCAGUGAUCUCAGGGACAUUGUCGCGUCGUGCAACGAUGCCCCGAGAGUUUGGAAGGGACAGGACAGGUUCGAUGUGAGACUGGUCUGUGAUGAUCGACUGGAGUGGUGA